Messenger RNA from Nothoprocta perdicaria, 1972 nucleotides. It is a transcript of the gene SARNP, whose product is annotated as SAP domain containing ribonucleoprotein. The transcript has 14 exons. NCBI's taxonomy places the organism in Eukaryota, Metazoa, Chordata, Aves, Tinamiformes, Tinamidae. The annotation marks the transcript as partial. Gene Ontology annotation, biological process: poly(A)+ mRNA export from nucleus. The record is from RefSeq and is a predicted model, not a curated record. Gene Ontology annotation, cellular component: nucleus.
GAGGUUCGCGGUGCCGCGGGAGCCGCUCCGCGCCCGCUACUGCGCCGCGUGCGGGCGGCUGCACGCGGCCGGCGAGGGCGACCUGUGGGCCGAGUCCAGCCUGCUGGGGCUGCGCGUCACCUACCUGGCCGUCACGGGCGGCAGGGUCUUCGACGUCACAGAGUGGGCCGGCUGCCAGCGCGUGCCCAUCGCCCCCGACACCCACCGCGUGCUCUACCACAUCUCGGCCGGGCCGCGCGGCGCCGCCGGGCGACACCGGGCUCCGGCCAAGGGCAGCGCCGACCUGCACGCCUUCCUCAGCCGCGUGUUGCCGGGCGGCGCCGGGGCGCCGGGCGCGGGGCCCUUCCCGUUCCCAUUCCCGUUCCCGUUCCCGGCCCCCGCGCAGGCCGAGGGCGCCGCGAAGCACAGGCGGCGCAGGAAGCUGGCGGAUCCAGCGUUCCCAGCUGGCGGAUCCGGCAUUCCCAAGGGGCGGAUCCGGCGUUCCCAGCUGGCGGAUCCGGCGUUCCCAGCUGAAGAAGAGGCGAAUGAGGAAGACGUCCUGGGAGAGGAGAUAGAGGAAGAAGAGCAGAAGCCGGUAGAUCCGCCCGUCAAAGUAGAAGAGCCUCCCGUAAAAUCGCCUGAUGUGAAUACAGAAAAGAAAGUAGUGAAAAUAACAUCAGAAAUAUCGCAGAUGGAGAGAAUGCAAAAGAGAGCGGAACGCUUCAACGUGCCCGUGAGCCUGGAGAGCAAGAAGGCAGCCCGUGCAGCUCGGUUUGGAAUGGCCCCAGUUUCCACUAAAGGCCUCUCUGCAGACAGCAAACCCACGGUAAACAUGGAUAAAUUAAAGGAGAGGGCUCAAAGAUUUGGGUUGAAUGUCUCUUCGCUCUCCAAGAAGAGCGAGGAGGAUGAGAAGCUGAAGAAGAGGAAGGAGCGGUUUGGCAUCGUGACGAGUUCGGCCGGGGCCGCAGCUACAGAGGACACAGAGGCGAAGAAGAGGAAAAGAGCAGAGCGCUUUGGGAUCGUGUGAUGUCCUCCCGUUCCGCCCCAGCCCGUUCGCAGUGUGCCUCUUGAAGCAUCUCUGUCGAGCUGGAUAACCCCCAGACUUGCUGAAGGAACCGCAGUCUUCUCCGAGCUGCCAGCCAGUGCGGGAAAGCUCCGGUGUUAUCCUAGGACCCGUGUUUUAAAAGCCUUGGAAGUUCUUGGUAGCUGUGCGGGAACUCGGUUCCCUCUGCUGCGCUAACAGUAGCCGGUUGGGUGAGACGGCCGAAACCCUCUUGGCCAAGUGGCGCGAAGGGCAGCGUUGUCCCGGCUCGCUCAGUGCUUUUAGGUGCGUUUCAGCCUUUCGAGCGGCCCCCCUGUUCUUAGGGAGCUGCAGCGGGCGGUUGCUGGCGCUGCCCUGCAUGGCUGGGAAGCAGCGGCGAGCGCAGGAGCCUGGAGUUGCCGGGGCUCCCGAGCGGAGCGAGGCUCCCGCCGCCCCUCCUGGAGAACCGGCCGCUCGCGAGCACACUCCUGCCCUCUCCUGCAGUGCUUUCCCGCACGCUGGUGCCUGCACCCCAGGCGGAAGCAGAAAUUCACCCAUCUGCCCGCAUUCCUACACGGGCAUUUUGACCCAAAUCCUGUUUUAUCCUCACAUUUUUAUUUCUGACCGUAGCCUCUUGCUGGAGAGACGUUUGCGCUGUCCGCGCUCCAUUAGGAUACCGGAGAACAGCGGCCGUGUCUCCAAAUGGAGCUUUCCAGGGGCUUCGACCUGAUUCUUAGUAAGCAAUAGAUAAAUAUUUUUCAUGGGACAGCCUCCAAACUGCUCCGGUUCCGCUCUUGUCCCCUUGUGUCCAUGCACCCGUUGCGACUGAGCAAAACCUCCGGCGUCUCCUUCCUCUCCCAAAGGGCAGCUAAAAGCCACGGGGUCCGGGUCACGUCGCCUUGGGAUGCCGGUGGCCGAGUGAAUCGAAGCUCCCUUGCUCCUUCCUGCUUUAAUGUAAUCGCUUGACUCCGC